This is a messenger RNA of Varanus komodoensis (Komodo dragon), 1141 nucleotides long. It is a transcript of the gene RIDA, whose product is annotated as reactive intermediate imine deaminase A homolog. Gene Ontology annotation, cellular component: cytosol. NCBI's taxonomy places the organism in Eukaryota, Metazoa, Chordata, Lepidosauria, Squamata, Varanidae. The transcript has 6 exons. Gene Ontology annotation, molecular function: deaminase activity. The record is from RefSeq and is a predicted model, not a curated record. The coding region runs from base 130 to 549 and encodes 139 amino acids.
UUUUUCGGGGAGGAUCAGGGAAAAAGGGGUGGCUGGUCAAGUUAAAAAGCCGGGAGCGUCAGGCUGCAGUUGUGUCUUUGUUCGUCAGCUUACGAAGAGUCUAGGGGAGCUGCUGUUUCCGUCGUUGCUAUGGCCACAUUAGUAAAGAAAAUUAUUAGCACCGCUAGGGCUCCUGCUGCGAUGGGCCCUUACAGUCAAGCAGUGUUGGUAGACCGGACCAUGUAUAUCGCAGGACAGCUAGGCAUGGAUCCCUCAAACGGGCAACUUGUGCUUGGAGGAGCAAAGGAACAAGCUAAACAGGCCCUUCAAAAUAUUGGGGAAAUUCUGAAAGCUGCUGACUGUAACCAAGAUAAUGUGGUAAAGACUACCGUGCUGAUGGUUGACAUGAACGAUUUUGAUGAUAUUAAUGAAGUCUACAAGCAAUUUUUCAAGUGCAACUUUCCAGCCAGAGCGGCUUACCAGGUUGCUGCUCUUCCAAAAGGUGCACGUGUUGAGAUUGAAGCUGUUGCCAUCCAGGGACCUCUCCAAGUUGCCUCAGCAAACCUAUAAGUCUAGUAAUGCUAGGCAUUUUUCCAGUUCAGUCUCACUUCUUUCUUACUUCUGCCCACUGGCUUCUCUCCAAAAAGAAGCCUAUUUCAGAAAUGAAAACGAGGACUUUUGGCAAGUGUUUGUGUGUUUCUGUGCACACACUCUCAUGCUUGCUCACUCUUAUCCCACCUUGUUGUUAUAGUGGUAAAACAAUGCAGGAUUUGGUAUGGGUAUUGACCCUUGGGCCAAUAUAUAAGUUUAAUAAAUAAAAAAAUGUAUGAGACUCAUCACAGAACUGACAAGUUGCUUAGAACAUCCUAUUUUGCGGGAGACAGUGAAUGAGACUGUGAACAAGUUAAUAAAGAAAAAUUUAAUAAGCAGUUUCUAUGAUAUUUAGGAAUAAAGAUAGCAUUCUGUGUACCACACCAGCCAAAACUGCACCUUUAAAAUAGAUUACUACAGAUAAAUAUUGAUAAGUUAAUAGGGUUGUCUAUGCUAACACGAUUUGAUUUACUAAACAAAAAUGCUGUUAGAUUAAAACAAUCUUGGGGAUAUAGUUUGUAUUUCAUGUUUUCAAGUAACCUUACUUGCCAGAAAUAAAUCUUUAAUAAGA